This is a messenger RNA of Loxodonta africana (African savanna elephant), 1446 nucleotides long. RefSeq names its product angiotensin II receptor type 1 (gene AGTR1). The coding region runs from base 113 to 1192 and encodes 359 amino acids. Lineage: Eukaryota; Metazoa; Chordata; Mammalia; Proboscidea; Elephantidae. The transcript has 2 exons. The record is from RefSeq and is a predicted model, not a curated record. Gene Ontology annotation, biological process: regulation of vasoconstriction; G protein-coupled receptor signaling pathway; cell chemotaxis. Gene Ontology annotation, cellular component: external side of plasma membrane; membrane. Gene Ontology annotation, molecular function: C-C chemokine binding; C-C chemokine receptor activity; angiotensin type II receptor activity.
AAUGACUGGAUUUUUCUCUGAAUAAAUCACUGAAACUGAAGCCGCCCAGGAAAGUCUCCAGGCAGGUGCAUUUGGCGUAGUAUCUGGGACGAACCCAACCCAAGAGAUCAAAAUGAUCCUCAACUCUUCUACCGAAGACGGUAUUAAAAGAAUCCAAGAUGACUGUCCCAAGGCUGGAAGACACAAUUACAUAUUUAUCAUGAUUCCUACUUUAUACAGCAUCAUCUUCGUGGUGGGAAUAUUUGGGAACAGUUUGGUAGUGAUUGUCAUUUACUUUUACAUGAAACUGAAGACUGUGGCCAGCAUUUUCCUUUUGAAUUUAGCGCUGGCCGACCUAUGCUUCUUACUGACUUUGCCACUGUGGGCUGUCUACACUGCUAUGGAAUACCGCUGGCCCUUUGGCAAUUACUUGUGUAAAAUCGCCUCAGCCAGUAUCAGUUUCAACCUCUACGCCAGCGUGUUUCUACUCACUUGUCUAAGCAUUGAUCGCUACCUGGCCAUCGUUCACCCGAUGAAGUCACGCCUUCGGCGCACAAUGCUGGUAGCCAAGGCCACCUGCAUCAUUAUUUGGCUUCUGGCUGGCUUGGCCAGUUUGCCUUCAGUUAUCUACAGAAAUGUAUUUUUCAUUGAGAACACAAAUAUCACAGUUUGUGGCUUCCAUUACGAAUCCCAAAAUUCAACCCUCCACAUAGGGCUGGGCCUAACCAAGAAUAUUCUGGGUUUUUUGUUUCCUUUUCUGAUCAUUCUUACAAGCUACACUCUUAUUUGGAAGACCUUAAAGAAGGCUUAUGAAAUUCAGAAGAACAAGCCGAGAAAUGAUGACAUUUUUAAGAUAAUUAUGGCGAUUGUGCUUUUCUUUUUCUUUUCCUGGGUACCCCACCAAAUAUUUACUUUUCUGGAUGUCUUGAUUCAGCUGGGUAUCAUACACGACUGUCAGAUUACAGAUAUUGUCGACACCGCCAUGCCUAUCACCAUUUGCAUAGCUUACUUUAACAAUUGCCUAAAUCCUUUUUUUUAUGGCUUUCUGGGGAAAAAAUUUAAAAAAUAUAUUCUCCAGGUUCUGAAAUACAUUCCCCCAAAGGCCAAAUCCCACCCAAGCCUGUCCACGAAAAUGAGCACACUUUCCUACCGCCCCUCAGAUAACAUAAGUUCAUCCACCAAGAAGUCGGCCCCGUGUUUCGAGAUUGAGUGACAUGCCUGUCUGUCAGGAAACCUUGUGAAAGAAACGGAAAGAAAAACAUUCCUUCCAAGCACUUCUCUACCAAAUGAGCAGUAGGUCCUUUCAGAAUGUAAGGAGAAAAAUGGAUUGUGUGGAUUGAACUGAUCUCUCUAAAGCUCAGAACAAAAGCUUUACUUUCCCCUUGCAGCCAAACAACGCGAAGCUCCAUGUUGCAUCCUGCUGCAUUAGAUAGUAAAGGCCGCUCAGAGGGAGACGUCAGCAGCUGG